This is a messenger RNA of Purpureocillium lilacinum, 1230 nucleotides long. Lineage: Eukaryota; Fungi; Ascomycota; Sordariomycetes; Hypocreales; Ophiocordycipitaceae. The record is from RefSeq and is a predicted model, not a curated record.
AUGCGCCAACUCUCUCUUCAUUUUGUGCUUCAGGCGCUUGUCGUGCUAGGCCAUGGUGUCUCCAGCCAACCCAACGGCCAGGAUGGGAGCUGCAGAGGCCGGGCAGCGGCAAAGGCCAUCUACAUGAUCACCAACGAUGAGACCAACGGGGUUGUGGCUCUCCCAGUUGGCAGCGACGGAAAACUCAGUAAGGGCACGGUGACCAGCACACAAGGCAAUGGCUCUGUGGCCCUGCACAGUGACGGAAAUCCAGGUACUCCAGAUGCCCUUGUGAGCCAGUCCGCGUUGACAAUAGCGGGAAAGCACAUUUUCGCCGUCAAUGCUGGGUCUAAUACACUUUCUAUGCUUGCCAUCUCUUCUGCGGACCCAACAAAGCUUUCACUGGUAGGACAACCAGUAGCGAUUCCCGGAGACUUCCCGAACACUGUCGCGGCUUCGGCCAAGAACGGCCUUGUCUGUGUGGGGACAACGGGAUCCAAGAGCGGCAUCUCCUGCACCUCGUUCUCGGACGCUGGAUUGAGGCCGAUGGAUGAUCUCCGGGUUUUCGACCUUGGCCAGACCACUCCGCCCGUCGGACCGACCAACACCGUAUCGCAGGUUUUCUUCUCUGCCGACGAAUCACAGUUGUUCUGUAUUGUGAAGGGCGACCCAGCUACCAAUAAGACUGGCUUCUUUUCCACAUUCCCGGUCGAGCGAAAGGCCGCAUGCCGCGGCGGCGUUGGAUCCGCGACCCUCUCCAAAACAGACACUCGGAGCGUGCCCGAGGGAAGCGCCGUUCUCUUCGGCUCACAGACCAUCCCUGGCACGUCCAACGUGUUUGCCACAGACGCCUCGUUCGGCGCCAUGGUUCUGUCCAUCAACCAGACCAGUCGCGCGGCCACCACUGUCGCCAAAUCCCCGAUCGAAGGGCAAGUUGCGACGUGCUGGGUGACUAUUUCCUCCACCACGGGCACGGCCUUUGUAACAGACGUGGCCGUGAACCGCCUGGUUGAGAUGAGUCUGAAAGAUGCCAGUAUCAUGUCCGAGAUAGACUUGUCCGCCACUGGUGACCCUGGCCUGAUCGACCUGCGGGCGGCGGGCCAGUUUCUUUACGCAUUAUCACCAGGCAACGGCACGAUCGAAGGUGCCGUGACCGUGAUCGACUUGGCUGGGUCUACUAAGAUGGUACAGCAUUUCGGGCUGCGAGGCAUGGCUGGACAGCGAGCACAGGGCAUGGCUGUUCUGGUCUGA